This is a messenger RNA of Effrenium voratum, 1373 nucleotides long. Lineage: Eukaryota; Dinophyceae; Suessiales; Symbiodiniaceae. The record is from the annotation of a GenBank genome assembly.
GUGGGGAGCCCUGUUUUUCGGCACUUGGCUGCGUAGCUUUGUCUGGCCAUGGCAUCGCGGAACACGGAGCCGUUCCUGAGAAUGGCCGGCAGUAGCACGGCAGACCUAACAGUCUUCUUUGAAGGCACUGCCAAUACCAUCGACCCUUUGACUACGCAGAUCGGCCUCUUCUUUAUGCUCACAGAUGCCUUCGACGUGAGUGGCGGGAGUCUCGGAGGAGCACCCUUGGGUCAACCCAGGAAGAUGGCCUUCGACGGCUGCGGGGUCACCGACGGCUUCUGCGGCACCAUCUGCGCCAAGGGCCUGCGGCGCCAGUGCGCGCAAGUGCGGCGCCAGGUGGACAGCUUGCUCUCGGAGUUGGAGGCCUCCGCCAGUCCGCGGCGCCUGCGGGUGAACGCGGUGGGCCUGUCCCGGGGCGGCAUCGCCUGCGCGUACCUGGCGACGAAGGCCAUGGCCGACAUUUCGGGGGCUGCCUGCGAGCUGAACCUGCUGCUCUUCGACCCGGUGCCAGGGGAUCUUCUGACUGUGGCGCAACUGGACCUCUUUGGGCUCACCAACACCUGGGCCAGCUGCGACGUAUCUUCGUGCCUUUGCUUGAGCCGGGUGCUGGCUCUGUAUCCCUACGAGCCUCUGCCGGCAAUUGCGUGCCACGCGCCGGUGCUGUGCCGCUUCCCGGACCACACCAUGGUGGAGGAGGAGGUCACUCUAGGCUGCCACCAGGGCGCUUUGCAGGUUCACCGCCUGGGCUCAGAUUUGGCCUCCGGCCUCGCCUUUCUGCGCAUCAGGCGGUGGCUGAUGGAGGUCGGCACGCCCUUAGAUCACCACCACCUGGCUCUCACCGUCUCCGUCAAGGAGCUCGAGGAAUCCUGCCUGCAGCGGUGCACUGGGGAGGCCAAGAAGCAGCGUCCUUCCUUGCGCUGCUCCCACUCCGCCUUCAGCUACUGGGGCGCCACCAUCGUGCGGCACAGCCCGAGCAGCGGCCUGAGAUUUCUGAAUCAUCACCACCGGCUUCUGGCUGCACAGCCAGCCGAUGACGAUGAGAAGUGGCUGCUUGAAAUCCAACCAGACAAAGCUCCCUUUCCACUGGGUAUUCUUGUCAUUCUGGCGUUGACGCUUCUGGUGGUGCUGGUGCCCGUCCUCUCAGGGCAAUGAAGGGUGGCAAAGAUCCCCCUUCGGCCGAGCGUUGGCCCUGCAGAUGGGGCUAAUUGGGGUCCACUUGUACAGGGGUCCGACCAGAGUGCCAACUGACAGGCGACUAUCCAUGCAUUGGGAGAGCUGGCCGCCUCAAAAUCGACGCCAAGUGGUUAUCCGCCUUGCAGUUGAAACCAACGAUGGGCAAAUCGCAUAUUUAAGACGCGGACACAUUCGUGGGG